Molecule: messenger RNA, 630 nt
Organism: Saccostrea cuccullata (small rock oyster)
Lineage: Eukaryota; Metazoa; Mollusca; Bivalvia; Ostreida; Ostreidae
Exons: 2
Source: RefSeq, a predicted model, not a curated record
GAAUUCCACGCAAAUAGUGACUCUACAAGUUUAGUGAGGAAUGACCUUCCAUUUGAAGUAAAUGCUCGCUAUCUACGACUCUAUCCCACGGACUGUCAUGAUUACUGCAGUCUUCGCUUUGAUGUCCUUGGCUGUGAAGUGACGUCAUUGUCCACAGCGGUGAUGUCAACAACCACAAUGAGAACAACAGCAGGCGUGAAGACAGCAACUGAAAUAUCCACAACUACAUCGACCGAUACGAGGUCAACCACCUGGACACAAGUUCCUACAACGACAUCGGAACAAAUGUCUACAAUGACAUCGACACAAAAUUUAAUGUCUACAACGACAGCUUCAAAUACAAUCGUGUCUCCUUGUCCAUGUACAUGUGUCAAAAAACAUAACACCACAUUAACGGAAUCAGAACUCCUCGCCAGAUUAGCUGUUAUCGUGCAGAAUUUAACAAUUUCUAAGAAAACAACAUCUAUCUACAGAAGAAGUAAAAUUUCUGCGCAAGAUAACAGACCACAAGCAUUGUAUGUGGGAUCUGUAGGGAUAGCUAUUUUGUUCAUUGUGGCUAAUUUAAUUGUAUUACCAGACCUGCUUAAAUUAUUUCAUUAUUUGUAUGUUACACAUCGUAAUAAAAUUUGA